Molecule: messenger RNA, 894 nt
Organism: Cyphellophora attinorum
Lineage: Eukaryota; Fungi; Ascomycota; Eurotiomycetes; Chaetothyriales; Cyphellophoraceae
Exons: 2
Coding region: 1-894 (297 amino acids)
Molecular function (GO): oxidoreductase activity
Source: RefSeq, a predicted model, not a curated record
AUGUCGCCGGAAUUUAGCAUUACCUCAACACAAAGGCUCAAGACUGGCUACGACAUCCCGAUCUUGGGAUUUGGCACCGCCGGCGAUGUCUCCGACAACUACCAAAUGGAUCCCCAAGAAGGCGAGAAUGCAGUCUCCAAAGCCCUCGCCGUAGGCUACCGCCACAUCGACUCCGCCCGCAUGUACGGCAGCGAAAAGAGCUGUGGCGCUGGCAUCCGUCGCAGCAAAGUGCCCCGCGAGCAGAUCUUCGUCACAUCCAAGGUCCAGUCUGGGGCUGGCUACGAGGAUACAAACGCUGCUAUCGAUGCAGGUCUCAAGGAAUCCGGAUUGGAGUAUUUUGAUCUUUAUCUGAUCCAUGCCCCGUAUGGUGGCUCCGAGACCAGGAAAGGUGCGUGGCGCGCGAUGGUGGAUGCGAAGGGUGAGGGCAAGGUGAGGUCGUUGGGUGUGUCAAAUUUCGGGUUGCAUCAUUUGCGGGAGCUGGAGGGAUAUAUUGCUGAGCUUGAAAAGGAACGUGGUAAGGGUAAGGGUGGGGAGAUUAGUGUGGGCCAAUGGGAGCUGCACCCAUGGUUGAUGCGAAAAGAGAUUGUCGCUUGGUGUCGAGAGCGCGAGGUGGUUGUCGAGGCAUAUUGUCCGCUUAUCCGAGGACAGAGAUUUGGGGAAGAUUCGCUCAAGCGAGUGGCCGAGAGAGUCAACAAGACGCCUGCUCAAGUGUUGCUGAGGUGGAGUAUUCAGAAGGGGUUCGUUCCGCUGCCGAAAAGCGUGACACCGGCGAGGAUCGAGAGCAAUGCGGAUCUUUUCGACUUUGUGCUUGACGAAGCUGAUAUUAACGAGCUGGAUACGGAGGAGUACGCGCCUUGCACGUGGGAUCCUACGAUGAGCUCACUCGCCGACUGA